CAGUCAGAAGAUUUCCGAUUGAAGAUAGAUAAUGCAAUUAGCUCCGCUUUGUCUAACACCGUUCUCAACCAACCAUGGCGACUGCGGUAGACUUCUGUCUUCUCCGUUCAUCGCCGUCUCUCGUCCCGUCAUUCUCAAAACCCGCCCCGAAAUACAGACCCUCAAAACUCCGGUGCUCAAUCACAGACCAAUCCAGUACAAUUACCGCCUCUAACACCGGACAUUCUGCUCCAGCUGAUUGUGUGAUUGUCGGAGGCGGAAUUAGCGGCCUAUGCAUCGCCCAAGCUCUCUCUACAAAACAUCGCGACGUAGCCCCCAAUGUGAUUGUGACGGAGGCUAGAGAUCGCGUCGGUGGCAACAUCAUCACCGUUGAAAAAGAUGGUUAUCUAUGGGAAGAAGGACCAAACAGUUUCCAGCCCUCCGAUCCUAUGCUCACCAUGGUGGUGGAUAGUGGGUUGAAGGAUGAUUUAGUUUUGGGUGAUCCAAAUGCGCCGCGUUUUGUGCUUUGGGAUGGGAAAUUGAGGCCGGUACCGUCUAAACCAACCGACUUGCCGUUUUUUGACUUGAUGAGCAUUGGUGGAAAACUCAGAGCUGGAUUUGGUGCUCUUGGAAUUAGACCUCCACCACCAGGACACGAGGAGUCGGUUGAAGAAUUCGUCCGUCGUAACCUUGGUGAUGAGGUUUUUGAGCGUCUGAUAGAGCCUUUUUGUUCAGGUGUUUAUGCGGGUAAUCCUUCAAAAUUAAGCAUGAAGGCUGCAUUUGGAAAAGUUUGGAAGCUGGAGCAAACUGGAGGCAGCAUCAUUGGUGGCACUUUCAAAGCAAUCCAGGAGAGAAAAAAGACACCCAAGCCUCCUCGAGACCCACGUCUACCGACACCCAAGGGACAAACAGUAGGAUCCUUUCGGAAAGGACUUACCAUGCUGCCUGAUGCGAUUGCCAAAAGGUUGGGUAGCAAUGUAAAAUUAUCAUGGAAGCUUUCUAGUAUCACUAAAUUAGACAAUGGAGGAUACAGCCUAACAUAUGAAACACCUGAAGGAUCUGUUUCUCUGCAGGCCAAAAGUGUCGUGUUGACUGUCCCAUCCCAUAUAGCAAGCUCCUUCUUGCAUCCUCUCUCUGCUGCUGCUGCUGAUGCCCUAUCAAAAUUUUAUUAUCCACCAGUUGCAGCAGUUUCCGUUUCAUACCCAAAAGAAGCAAUUCGGACUGAAUGCUUAAUUGAUGGUGAGCUUAAGGGGUUUGGUCAGUUGCAUCCACGCAGUCAAGGAGUGGAAACCUUAGGAACUAUAUACAGUUCAUCUCUUUUUCCCAAUCGAGCACCAGCAGGGAGGAUUUUGCUCUUAAACUACAUUGGAGGGGCCACCAACACAGGGAUUUUGUCCAAGACGGACAGUGAACUAGUGGAAGCAGUUGACCGUGAUUUGAGAAAGAUACUGAUAAAACCCAAUGCAAAGGAGCCAUUUGCACUAGGCGUGAGAAUAUGGCCUCAAGCCAUUCCACAAUUCUUGGUGGGUCAUCUGGAUAUCUUAGAUACCGCAAAAGGUGCUCUGAGAGAUACCGGCUUGGAAGGGCUGUUCCUCGGGGGCAACUAUGUAUCAGGUGUAGCAUUGGGUCGAUGUGUAGAAGGAGCUUAUGAAGUUGCAGAUGAGGUCACCAAUUUUCUCUCCCAAUAUGCUUAUAAAAAAAGUUAGAUGGUAAAUGAUUCAUUAAAUUUUUGUUCAAGGAUGCCAUUAUGUUCUAGCUAUAUGCAUAGAUGAUAGUUUUUCGCCGGCUGUUAUGUGAAGUCAUUGAGUAGCUCAAUUUGCAGAGUUCUUCCUUACUAUUUGUCAUGUAAUUAUUCUCUGCUAACUUUCAUUUAAAUUUCUAUUGUAAUUGUAAAUGCUUGUUCAUUUCAAA
Messenger RNA from Mercurialis annua (annual mercury), 1890 nucleotides. RefSeq names its product protoporphyrinogen oxidase 1, chloroplastic. Gene Ontology annotation, biological process: porphyrin-containing compound biosynthetic process. Lineage: Eukaryota; Viridiplantae; Streptophyta; Magnoliopsida; Malpighiales; Euphorbiaceae. Gene Ontology annotation, molecular function: protoporphyrinogen oxidase activity, oxygen as acceptor. The coding region runs from base 75 to 1685 and encodes 536 amino acids. The record is from RefSeq and is a predicted model, not a curated record. The transcript is spliced from 9 exons.